Messenger RNA from Phymastichus coffea, 9986 nucleotides. Its product is annotated as nuclear receptor coactivator 3. The record is from RefSeq and is a predicted model, not a curated record. Bases 926 to 5620 code for a protein of 1564 amino acids. Gene Ontology annotation, cellular component: nucleus. Gene Ontology annotation, biological process: positive regulation of transcription by RNA polymerase II; cellular response to hormone stimulus. The transcript is spliced from 20 exons. Gene Ontology annotation, molecular function: nuclear receptor binding; protein dimerization activity. Lineage: Eukaryota; Metazoa; Arthropoda; Insecta; Hymenoptera; Eulophidae.
CAGUCGCGUGUCUGUCUGUGUUGGCUGCAGCAGCAGCAGGACAGGGAGAUACAAUUGAACGAGCGAUAGAGAAAGAAAGAUCCUUCGAAAAUAUAGGUGAUAAAGGUGAUUUGGAGCAAAGAGACGCGCUUCGGCUAACGAGGUGGCAGAGCCAGUUACUAGUGUCGCGGUAGUAGAGAAAGGAAAAAAUCGACGAGCUGAUGUUACUAAGUUGGAAGACGAUCCGUGUACGAGUGCCCCAUCGUUACCUCUGUCUCUUGUGCUGUGCGUUUCGUUUCUCCGAAUCGUGCGACAAACAAAGCACGCGCGUGAACCACGAGAUCGCAUGAAGUUUCGUGCCCUCGAAGGUCUUGUAAGCUGCGAGAACGAGUGGGGACAAAGUGAAGCUUGACAAUCAUCGGCAUGUAACACUCGUAGAGGUCCGUGACGUCACGGGGGCCUCUCCGAUUUCAACUCGUGCAAGCAGCAGCGCCACGUUAAAGUGCCGACCUAGACAUUACAACGCACGUAGCACACUGCAGUGAGCCAAAGUGGCGAACGCAACGUGAAGGUGAUGUUGGAGAUCAGUGCCGUUGGACCUAUCACUUCGAAGCUAUAUCAGAGAGGUUAAAGGAGAGCGCGCUGGACGCGCCAAAACAACAAUAUUUGUUCACGCAAGUGCUCGUAUACAUGGUGGUGCAUUGACGAAUUUGAAUGUCAUCGAUAGCAGUUCUAAUACACACGUGAGGUGUUGUAUUGUAAACAAGUGCUCAUUUAAUUGGAAAAGGAGAGAGAACGAACGCGCACGCGAGUGCUUGGUGAGUGAGUGUGCUAAACGACAACUUGACGCAAACACAUACAUCCGUGGUUGUCAUCAAUCAACAAACGAAUACGUCGUCGUCCUCCUCCUAUCGCCGGCGAGUCUGCCCUCGAUGAGAGGAGGCACAUGUCCAUUGCUGCCGCUGAAAAUGCAGGGCCUGGCCCGUGUGACCUGCAGGACCCAUUGUGGGUCAAAAUGAACGCGAUCACUGGUAAUAUCACGAAGAAGAGAAAGAAAUCAGAUGCCAAGCCUCAGUCGCAAAUUAACAAGUGCCUUAACGAGAAACGACGCAGGACCCAAGAGAACCUGUACAUCGAUGAGCUUGCCGAGCUGGUCUCCGUCUCGGACAUGAGCUCUGGCAAGACUGACAAAUGUCAGAUCCUCCAGAGAACCGUAGACCAGAUUCGGCAAAUCAACGAUCAAUCAGGCUCAAACAGUCACGAUGUGCAGCAAGGAGAAGUAUCCUCGUCGAAUCCUAGCAUACUGUCCAACGAUCAAGUCGGACCUAUUUUGCUUGAGGCUUUAGACGGCUUUCUUUUUGUUGUUAAUACUGAGGGCCGCGUGGAAUACGUCACGGACAACGUCAAGGAUUACAUUAAUUUUACGAAGGAUGAAGUGCUGGGAAAGGACAUUUACAAUAUCAUUCAUAUUGGAGACGCCGGAGACUUCAUGCCUAACGUUUUACCGCAGUCAGUAGCUGGCUGGACUGGCGAGGCCCAGGGCCAGCAAGCGGGACGCAACCGGACGUUCGAGUGUCGUUUCCUGGUGAAGGCGGCCGAUGAAAAAGACGAGACUAUGGAGGAGAAGCAGCAACGCGUGUCCCAGUACGAGACAAUGCAGAUCUGCUCGGCGUUGCUGCCAGCCUCGAACGGCAGCGGCGGCGGCGGCGGCGGUGGCGACAAUAGCAGCAACAGCAACAGCGCGAAUUCGACCGGUGGCCAAGCUGCUGCUACUGCCGCCGACGCCAUGGAAUCGGGCAACGAGCCCUGCGUCAUGUGCGUCGCACGUAGGAUCAGCCUCGAUGAGAAACGCGUCGGACAGUUCACUUUCAAAAUUGACACCCACGGCAAGAUACUCGCCGUCGACACGAGCUGGCUCAAUCUUGAUUACAAAAAGUCGAUCGAAGCCAAGGAUCUGGUUAAUCGAAAACUUCACGACCUGUGCCAUUUGGAAGAUCUCAGUAAAAUAACUACGCAUUUGAAGGAUGUGCUUCAAGUCGGAGAAAGUAUGAGCCCGAUUUAUCGGCUAAGUUUCUGCCUUGCUUCACCUCCUCCUGAACGUAAGUACUUCAAUGUUCAAACGAAGUCAAAGCUCUUCAAAGGAAGCGUGACAAGCGGAGGAGGCUACGAAUCGGACUUUAUUAUGGCCACAAACUCGUUAUUUAGAACUGACAGGGAAGACGGAAUAAUCGACAAGUGCCCCAGCCAUUCUCUGUCGUCGGGCAUCCCGUUGAAUAGCCGACCGAGCAACAAUAACAAUAACGUUGGCGGUCCUCUGAUGUCGGUUGCUGGCCAAUUGAACGGCAUGUCGACAUCAACGUCAAGCUCGUCGCCGGCGUCGACGGGCCGGUUCCCCGGCAGCUCGUCCACGUCCUCAUACGCCACGUCGUUCAACCACUUCAGCACCGCGGACAUCGACGCGUUCGACCUCUUCCCAAGCUCGACUCUCGACCUCGAGCUCGACUCGUGGACGCCGAUCGACAACUCUCGUCCCGACUCACGUGCCAGUAAUCAGCAGUCCUCUCAGUCACAGUCGCAGCAGCAGCAGCAGCAUCAGUCGAAUUCGCGACCUGCCUCACAGCCAAAUGCCGCUGCAAGCAGUCCGCACAGAGCCUUCAGCCCGGCAACCCACGCCUUUGGUAAUUCCUUCUCGUUCAGUCCGCUCCAGGAUACGACGCCCGCACAGCCCAGCCCCGCCAUGGAGCAACAGCGCAACGGGCCGUCGCACCAAGACACUGAUAAUUGCCAGCAGCAACAGUCGCAGCAGCCGCCACAGCCACAGCAGCCGAGUGUGUCCACCGAGUCGGGCAGGCUAAGGAAUCUGCUGACAAAAGGCAGUAGCGCCAGCGACGACAGCUGUCAGGACAAUUCGUCCACGGGGCCCGAGGGUGACAAACCCGGCCAGCAGAACAGGAUACUCAAAAUCCUGUUGAACCAGCAGGACGAGGAUGAGUAUCAUCCUUCGGCGGAUCAGCACGGGGCUGCGGCCUCGUCCAAAUCCACGAGAGGCAGUCCUGCGCAGCCGAUGGUGAAAACCGAGCCUAGCAAGCCUAGCGUCUCGUCCGGCAAUCAUAUGCUUCUGCAGCUUCUCAACGAGAAAAAUGAGGACGAUGAGGACGACCGAGGCAUGAAAAAGAAGAACGAACUUCUCACACAACUGCUCAAGGAUACUGAUGACGAUAAGAAGCAUCAGGAUCAGAACCGAGACGACGACCCAUUACUGAGGAGUCUCGGCUUCCGUAACGCUUCACCGUCGUCGUCGCAGUUGGAUCACGUAGCUGGUGUGAGUGUCAGUGCUAUGACUGCAGGUCAGAAAAGGCCAGUCGAGGAUUGUGAGAUGAACAUUGCGGUGAAACGGCCGAUGGAUGGUUCGCAAGUGACUUCUACGGCGAGCAGCAGUAGUAGUGGUACGAGUGGCGGCCAAUGUGGCCCCAAUAGCACUGGUAACACGAGCAAACUCUGGGAGAAGAAUCGAAUGCUUGCCUCAUUGUUGGCCAAGCAACCGACUCAGCCCGCUACCAUACCUCCGAUACCUGCCUCUGUGAUAUCAGCCACUCCUCAAGACAAGCUGCCGCGUGUUAUUAAUAAACAGCAGCCCCAACAGCAGCAGCCAAAUCAGCAGCAGCAGCAGCAGCAGCAGCAGCCUUGGACAAGUAUGCAGUCAGCUGGUAGCAAUGCGACAACGACGACCGCUACGUCUGCAAGAACGCCCAUGCAGAAUCAGCGAUCACUACCUCAUCGUCAGCCAGCCAUGAACUACCUCAAUCAACUACAACAAAGAGUGCAAAUGGAACAAAUGGAUAUUCCGGGCAGCCGAGAUUAUAGGCAACUUGGCAACGAUCCCCCUGCAUUCGACGCUGAUGAUCCUGAUCUCUCUCAAAUCUUGGACCAAGUCAUAGAUAUCGUUCCGGAAAGUCUUGCAGAUAAUACUAUAGCCAGUUUGAUGGACGUGGUAGAAGCUCAGCGUAAUGAGAAGCAAGCGAUAAAUGCCAUACAGGAGUCGUUGAUGCAAAUCGAGACUGCCGUUAAUCCAACGUCUUCCAAUAUGACGACGCCUGGUACUCCUCCAGCUUAUUCCACAGCGAUGGGAAACACGCCUGUGACAUCGAGUCAUAACUAUCAACGGCCGCCGAUAUAUCAGCAACAGUCUCAACAGCAGCAGCCACGAGCAAGGCUAAAUGCUGUUCAGCAGGCUGGUAUAAGACAAGCUGCCGCGCAAUUUACGCCACAACAGCAACAAAUGCAGUUGCAACAGCGACAGAAGAUGUUGCAGGUGCAGCAAAGGUUGCUUCAGCAACAGCAGCAGCAACAGUUGCUCAUACCUUCAAACGCUACAGCUCCGGACCAAAUAGCUUCUGGCGGUAUUCAUAAUAUCGAUACGCUUCUUAACAAUACUGUCGCUCCGAACGUUACGCUACAACGAUCGGGUGGGCCAGAAUCCCAAGUUUCACCGAGUUAUGGAGGAUCCGUCCAGAUGCCUCAAGGGCCGCAUCGCCUUACUCACUCGUACUCUCAUCCCUCCACAUUACCUCAACACCCUGCUGUUAACAACAGUUUUAACAGUGGCCAGCAAGCUACGGCACGGCUAUCACCACACUCUCCAGCGGGUAUAUUGCCCUUUUCGCAUCCUCAACCUCUAUCUCCUCGGGUAACGCAACAGGGAAGUUAUGCUGGCAGUCCGCGGAUGUUCAACGUGAACCAAGUGCGACAGCAGCAACAGCAGCAGCAAUCUAGCCAGCAACCGGGAUUGCAACAGCAACCACAAAGGUCGAUGUCAUCGCCGGGGACGCCAGUGUCGGCGCGGCAGUCCCCAUUUCCCGCAGAAGCCUUCCCUCCGCCGGCGUCUCCUACGGCCAGUCAAUUCCCACCAGUCCCUAACGCCAGCGUCACCAAUCCUUCGGCCCAGUACCGAAUGCAGCGACAAGCCUCCACACCUUCUGCCACUACGCAAUUACCAGGUGGGGUUGGUUCGCCCUGUCACUAUGGGGGAGUGAGCAAGGAUCAACCUCUAUUGUCGCCUAGUCAUCCCCAUGCGGGUUGUCCUGCUACACCAACCCAUAAUCAACAUAACGCCAACAAUACCCAACACUUUUCAAACCAUCAACACUCAUCCAUGUUAUACCACAACGCUGCCAGCGUACAGAAUAGUCAGUACUGUUAUGAUCGGACGUCUGUUAAUAUGUAUCAGUCGGGGCCUGGAGACGCGCAAGACUGUAGGCCUCCACCGCCCAGUAAUCCUGCUAGUCACCAAAUGGGUGGUAAUACGACGGGUAAUGCAGGUGGCAUAAACUCGGAGUACGUACGGAAAGAGUUACGAACAGUUGUGGAUGCGCGGAUGCAGCAGCAGCAGCAACAGCAGCAGAGGGUACCAAAUAACUUUCAGAACAACUUGUCCGGCCAGGUGUCACAAGAAGAUUUGGAUACUCUCGGCUUAAAUUACGAUUUGACGGCUGCAGGUGAUGCGUUGGUUAGCGAUGGCUCUGCCAAGAGUUGGGCCAUUGGUAAUGCCGGAACGACCCUCUCGUCCUCCAGGACUACUAUGGAAGAAGUGUCCAGAGGUGAUCCAAAGUCGUCGCUGCUCCAGAAGUUGCUGUCAGAGUGACUGGUGGCUGUUGUCCCUCUUCGAAGUAAACAUGUGUAUGUAAUAUAUAUUUGAGUUUUCGAGAAGAUAAGCGCGGAGUUAAAAGAUUGAAGGAAUAUAAACGCGAUACAACUAUAUUUAUAAAAACAAAUGCUCUAUACGUAAUGGAUACUAUUGUACUAUAUGUAAUACCACGUUAAGGCAGUAUGCAGUUACGAUUAGCGUUUAAAUGCAAUGGACAUUGUCAACGGACGCUUCUGGCUUGGCGCUCUCAUAGAUUUGGACUUUCGCUCUCUCUACAUCUCACUCGCUAUCCUCCGCCGAGUUUAACGCGUUGAUUGUGAUUCAAGGGAAAUGAGAAUCUGUUGGCGUGCCGUUGCUCGUUGGUCCUUCAGUGUGCGGAUUUAUGGACAUCGGAUUUAAUCUGUCGUAUUAACAAAGUCAAACAAAAUUACAAAGUGACAUUUGUAUACACGCGCGCCACCGGCGACUCUUAUUCAACGUCAGGGAACAAACGUUAAUAUAUAUAUUUUAGAAAGCUAUGACACAGGGUUUUAAAGAUGACGAUUAAAGUAAAAUAUAUAGAGAAUAAAUAAAAAGGGAGAUCGAGAGAUAGAGUGUGUGAUUUUUCAGAGACGACAUAUAACUUUUUCAGACUUAUCGCUGUUAUUAUUUUUAAAACAUGUCGAAAGAUUGCGCGCGGUUGACUCUUCGAGUUGUACAGAGAGUAAGAUAGAAAAAAAUGAUGUUUAUGUACAUGUUGAGAAAGUAAGAAAAAGAGAGAGAGGCAGAGUAACAAAGAAAUAAAGGGCGGAAAGGUGGUAGGGAGGGAGAGAGGGAGAGACAGAGAAGAGAAGAAGCUGGAUCCGUGAAAGUGUCAGAAGCGGACCUAAGUUUCAUUACGUUUAAAAACAUUGAUGAAUAAAAGAAAAAAAUACAAACAAAUAAACAAACUACGUAGGUACCUCAAAGGUAUACUUUAUUAUACUACUGGCUGUUGAACAUAGAUUAAAAGAAAGAUAGGUUUAAUUAUUGUACACAUGAAAAGAAUAGAGCACUAUCACGUUUUUCCUUAAUUUAACAUCUCGAACUAUAUUGUAUUAUGAAUAAUAUAUUUGUGAUUGUAAGAAUCUGCAAAACCAAAUUAUGACAAAGACGUUGUUGUUGUUAUGAUUAUAACUAUUAUAUAUGAUAACAAUUAUUUUAUUAUUUUAUUAUAAUUGACAUCAUCAUUAUCAUUAUUUCCGAUAUAAUUGUUACAUUACACACACUGUAAUAAUAAUAUUAAGAUUUAUUAUUUUAUUAUUAUAUAAUUAUAAUAAUUUUAUUACUAUUACUGUAAUUAUUAUCAUUACUGCUAUUUCUAUUACAUAAUUAUAAGUAUAAUUAUUAAUAUUGAUACUGUCAAACGUGGCGUAUGCAUAUUUCUACUCCAAAAAAGGGUACCUUAACCAGAUAUAUGCCGAGCGAUUCGUCUCUCGUAUUUACAAUCACAUACACAAAAAUAAUGUGAAUUCCACGCCCUAAUUUUGGAAGCAGUUACGCAAUGAUUUUUCUGUAUAACAAUCUAAUAGCUAUAUAUAUAUAUGUAUGUAUGUAUGUAUGUAUGUAUGUAUGUAUGUAUGUAUGUAUAUAUAGCGCGGAGUUUUGACACAUAAAAAACUGAUUGUAGAAACGCAUGAAACGAAUUGCCCUGUAAAUAUUUUACAUACAUGAGUAUGUAAGUUUAAAGCGAGCGCGUAUGAUAUAUACAUAUAUAACUGUAUACAUAAAACAAGUAUGUAUAUGUGUAUGUGUAUAUAUACAUCUUAUAUAUAGAAAUGGAACAAAAAAUAAAAAUGAACCUUCUAUUUUGCAUAGCUCCGUAAAGUUAUUCUUCUUUCGGGUCUUAGAUGCACAUUAAAUUACUUAUAAAGAAAAAAAUUGAUUUAAUCGCUAUUCUAGGAGUUUUCUUUCUCCAUCGAUCGAUCAAAAGCUUCCAUUAUGACAGGAGUGGUCGAUUGAGUUGGUAUAAACAUACCUCGUUAGUUUGACAACAAAAACUCUUGAAGUACCGAUUAAACUAAUAAUUGAUGAGUGAUAAAGCAAAUUACGAAUGACACUUAUUGUUAUAAAGAAUGAAAAAAUUUUUAAUAAUUACAUACAAGUAUGCAGGUCGACAUAAGAGCCAGAACACGUGAGAAAAUUGUACAAUCAUUGUAUUUUUUUGUUUUUAUUUUUGUAAAGCCUCCGGACCGAGAUAUUAAGAGGUAUCCGUUACGUAUUACGAAUCUUACGUCAGUCUGUGUAUAAAGACGUUUAAGUGUAUGUAUAUGUACAUAUGCGCGAGAUCAGUUGGUUUUUUCUUCUUUCAUUUGAAAAUCGUAUCGAUCGAUGAUUACCAUUGGACGAAGAUGCAUGUUAGGCCAAAUGAGUAUAGCCAGACACACACACGCGCACACACACACACACACACACACACACACACACACACACACACACACACACACGAUUGUUGAAGCUUGAAUUUCGAUAGUCUUUGACUCGUUUUCUUCUUUUUACGUCUAUACCAUGUCAACGAUUUCCAGAUGGGAAAUGCCAUUUUGCACUCGUUUUCUCGCAUCAGCGCGCGUGAAACUUUUCAUUGGUAAAAGAUCGCCGCGUACCACCUCCUCCUCUUUGUUACUUAAUGAAGUAAGCAUUUUUUCGUUGAAGUUUGAUAAUAACGUACUCAUAGUGCGACGCAGAGAAUAAAUAAGAGACCGUAGCGUUUACCUUGUGAUGAAACAAGCUGGAAAUAUUAUGUUAAUCUUUUUAUAGCUAGUUUUUUAUAUUCUAUUCUUGUACAUGAUGUGGCGAUGUUAUUUGUACUUCUUUUUAAUAAUUGAGAGCCAACUGAUUAGAUUUUGUCAAUGAAAAUUUCUAUACUUUUCUCUUUUUUUACGAUGAAACUUUGUUUAUUAAAUAGUGUAACUUGAUAUAUAACUCAAAAUCAUACCGUUGUGACGACAUUCGUUGUUGACUUCAUUAAAAAUGAUGUUAUUUUUAUAUAUACGAACGUUCUUUCUAACAGACAAUUUAGAAAUUUGUCAUAUCAUCGUAAAAAAUUAAUAAAUAAAACAAAUUACUUUUUCACGCAAAAUUCCAUUAUCUUCCUUGAUUUUAGAUAUUUUAUUUUUCUCUAUUUAAUGCAUUAAUUGUAGUGGCAACACACACCAAGUUACGUUAUCAAAAACAUAAAAAGUAUAUCUAUUUUUCGUUGUUGAGCCCAUAUCCGAGAGAGGAUAAAAACGAAUUUCCAAUUUAACCUAGAUAAAUAAUUUGUGCAAUAGGUGACAGUUUUUCUUUAAUAAAGAAAAGCCACGGGUCGAAUGUGUGUAUCGACUCUUGAAUUACGUUGUAAAGUAAAGAUAGUUUGCAUUUCCUGUCUGGAAAUUCAUCCCUGAAACAGUUCCCAUUCCUUUCACAUGUAAAUAUACGCCUAUAGUUGACGCAAAGAUGAAGAGGCAGUUAUAAGUCCCGUCCUCCCCUUACUUUACCGCUCGAUUGCAUUUUCUUCCAGUAAAAGAAAUAGUUUGAAAAAGAUAAAACUGUGCGAAAGUCUAUUUUGAAAAGUGGUUGCAUUAACCGUAUGUAUACAUGUGUAUGCGCGCGAGCAAGCACUCCAUCAAGACAAGUAUUUUUAAUUAUAUCCUACGUCUAUUUUAUUUCAAAGGAAGAAAAAAAAGAUAACUAUUUAAGUGAUUUUUACGAAGUAAAGGAAUGUUAGUGAAGAGUGCGUGUUCGCGCGUCUGUUUAUAUUUACAACUAUGCGCGCUGUACACAUAGAUAAUUUAUGUCAUAUAGAUAGAUCAUAUGUGCUUUCUAAUGACGGAUAAUUUUAUAAAUAUAAUUAUACCGAUGUCAAGUGUACGAUUAUUUUUCUUCAUAUGAUUGUGCGCGCGCGUGUGUGCGAUGGAAAAGACAUUAAUUUGAUGAAAGAAAGGAAAAAAAUUAGUAUACAUUCGUAGGAGAGAGCGAGAAAAAAAGAGCUUUGAUGUCGAAAGAAAAGGCGAGAGAGACAAAAAUAUAAGAUGAUAAAAAAUGUGAAAAAAAAAAUUAAAGAAAGUUUAUGUAUCGACGAAAUAAUAUACGUCCUUAUUCGCUGUUAACACUUAUUAGGGGAUGGUUGUAUGAAUGGAGCGUGCAAAACAUGCAUUCGUUAAAUGUUUAUACAAGAACGCCGGUUCGAUGCAGAUUCAUUGUAGAUGCCAAGACUCGUAAAGUUUCACUUUAAGUUUAGUAGGUUUUGUAUAUUGCACAGAGGCGUGCGACGUUCUUUUGUGAUCGAUCCAAGUCAUCGUGUGUAAAAAGAUGCAUUAUCUAUUGCUUCGCACUUGAUCAAUCUAUUUUAAUUAAAAAAUAUGCU